AUGUCAGCAUCUACCUACUCCAUAUACGUCACUGCAAGUGAUUUUCUGCCUGAUGGAUACUACAGUGACAGAACGGCCUGUACAGACACACCUAUCAGUUUUGAACAUAAUCUAACACAAAUUGAUGCACAAAGAAUCUUCACAUCUGCUGUGAAUACUCUGUCUCAGUCUCUCGUAAAUUCUAGAGUUAUCUACACAGACAGUGUUGGGGAAACAGCUAAUGUUACUGUUUUUCUGUCUACCACUACUGCACCUGAGGUGGUGCUGACAGUGGCUACUCUCACUGGAGGUCGAAAACAAGAUGUUGUGGUAGAAGGAAGUUAUGAACCAGCCUCACCUUCUACAAAUAUCUACCGCACGCCCGAGUGUCCAUCUACUCCUAUAGCAGUAGUUGCAGUUGCUAUCUCAGUGUGCCCUGCACUGUGCAUCAUCAACUGCCUCAUUGGAGCAUUGCUCCAUCGUGUCCUAGUCUCUCGCUCCUGCUACAGAAAGAAACAGACACCCACAGACCAGCCACAGCACCUCUAUGAUGAGGUCACUCUGCGUGCCACGGGUACUGAAAUUCCUGGUUCAGAUCCCAGUGGCAAUAGGAUGUGUGAUGAAAAGAUUGUGACACUCCAAAACCAGGCCUAUGCUAUAGCAUCUGUAUAGAAGGGACCCACAAAUUUUGAACUGUCUGCGACUGUUGAUAUUAAUAAUAAACUACUUUUGAAGAGAA
This is a messenger RNA of Geodia barretti, 718 nucleotides long. The record is from the annotation of a GenBank genome assembly. Lineage: Eukaryota; Metazoa; Porifera; Demospongiae; Tetractinellida; Geodiidae.